This is a messenger RNA of Gadus morhua (Atlantic cod), 2012 nucleotides long. RefSeq names its product AP-3 complex subunit mu-1. Bases 153 to 1565 code for a protein of 470 amino acids. Gene Ontology annotation, biological process: vesicle-mediated transport; intracellular protein transport. The transcript has 9 exons. NCBI's taxonomy places the organism in Eukaryota, Metazoa, Chordata, Actinopteri, Gadiformes, Gadidae. Gene Ontology annotation, cellular component: clathrin adaptor complex. The record is from RefSeq and is a predicted model, not a curated record.
UGUUUAGGUGGCCUCGGUAUUGCCCGAUCUAAAGUAAACCGCUCGCUGUUCGUCCAUUAUUUUGUGUUCAUUCAAAUCAAUAUGAAUUGCUGUAUUAAAGCAUGGUUAAUGUAUGUAAUUAAAAAAAAAGGCUAUAAUCUAAAAUUUAGUUGAUGUAUUGCUCAUGUUGUUUUAGCUUGCCUAAUAGUUCAGGCUUCUCCGUGGCCACUAUGAAUGGUCAGUUGAAAAAGUGCCACAUUGCCAUAACAUCGUUCAUCGACUCCUGCAGCAGUCACAACCUUGACAGCCUCCCCAUUGUUGCAGUUGAAAUGAUCCACAGCCUGUUUCUGAUUAACCACUCGGGAGAUAUAUUCCUGGAGAAGCACUGGAAGAGCGUCAUCGGCCGCAGUGUUUGCGACUACUUCUUCGAAGCGAAGGAGAAGGCUGCAGAGCCAGAGGAUGUCCCCCCCGUGCUUCAGACCCCGCACCACUACCUUAUCAGCAUCUACCGCGACAGGCUCUUCUUCCUGUCGGUCAUCCAGACAGAGGCCCCCCCGCUAUUCGUGAUCGAGUUCCUGCACAGAGUGGUCGAGACGUUUCAGGAUUAUUUUGGGGAAUGCUCGGAGACGGUGAUCAAGGACAACGUGGUGACGGUUUACGAGCUGUUGGAGGAGAUGCUGGACAACGGUUUCCCUCUGGCCACAGAGUCCAACAUCCUGAAGGAGAUGAUCCGGCCUCCCACCAUCCUGAGAACCAUGGUCAACACCCUCACAGGAACUAGUAAUUUUGAAGAAAGGCUACCAUCGGGUCAGUUGUCCACCAUCCCGUGGAGGCGAUCGGGUGUAAAAUACACCAAUAAUGAGGCUUAUUUCGACGUGAUAGAGGAGAUCGACGCCAUAGUGGACAAAUCAGGUACGACGGUGUGUGCUGAGAUACAGGGUGUAAUUGAAGCCUGCGUCAAGCUCACUGGGAUGCCUGAUCUGACUCUCUCUUUUAUGAACCCCCGGCUCCUGGACGACGUGAGCUUCCACCCGUGUGUGAGGUUCAAGCGCUGGGAGGCGGAGCGAGUCCUCUCCUUCAUCCCCCCCGAUGGGAACUUCACACUCAUGUCCUACCACGUCAACGCCCAGAACCUCGUGGCCAUCCCCGUGUACGUGAAGCAGAACAUCAGCUUCUUCGAGAGUGGCUCCGGGGGCCGCCUGGACCUGACGGCGGGCCCCAAGCAGACCAUGGGGAAGACGGUGGAGGGCUUGGUGAUCACCGUCCACAUGCCCAAAGCCGUGCUCAGUGCCAGCCUCACAGCCACGCAGGGCAGCUACACCUACGACCCCGCCACCAAGGUGCUGGUGUGGGACAUUGGGAGGUUGAACCCCCAGAAGCUUCCUAACCUGCGGGGCAGCCUCAGUCUGCAGGCCGGAGCCCCCAAACCAGAGGACAACCCCUCCAUCAACAUCGCCCUCAAAAUUCAACAGCUGGCCAUAUCGGGGCUAAAGGUGAACCGACUGGACAUGUAUGGAGAGAAGUACAAGCCUUUUAAAGGAGUCAAAUAUGUCACAAAAGCUGGAAAAUUCCAAGUAAGGACCUGAGCAUCAACUGGCUGAUGUGACGACAGCCAACAACCCAAUGUGCCAAAAAUGGGGAACUGAAACUUUCCCACGCUCCAAGUUUCAGUUAGUUCUAUAAGCCUUCUGUAUCUAGCUCACUGUUAUUAAUGAAAGACUUUGUGUUGUCCAAAGUUAACUUAUAUGUUCAUAGUGUUGCAGAGAAUCGAAUGAUACUUCUAACCUUUUAAAGGGAAGCCUUAAUAAUUGUGGGAAAAUACUUGUAUGCUCUUUUUUGUCUGUGCAUUAUCUUGACCAGAUAAUAGGUAUUCUGAGAGUUUUGUGACUAGUUUAUUUUUCUUCAUGUUAUAGUUUAUUUAUCCCCAUUUUAUAUGCUCUAAGGGAAAACACUAAGCUUUAACAGACUUGUGCAGCGGCCUGCCUGCGUGGCAAUUUCACACUUCAGCACAUAAAGCAUGAAAUCAGUGUCAA